CUCAAGAAGAGUUACUUCAAAUGACAUUACUUGCAUCCAGCCGCAAGUAGCCGACCCAUUGGACCACGAAGAAGAAGUCUCGUACAUAUCAUCUUUGUGCAGCAACCUGGAAGCUUCAGCGCCAAAAUGCCCCCGCAGCGGGGCUCUCGAAUCGUCUUCGUGGGCAACGUCCCAUAUGACAAAUCUGAAGAGCAACUGGCAGAAGUCUUCUCAGAAGUUGGCAAGGUAGUAGAAUUCAGACUGAUAUUUGACAAUGAGACUGGGAAGCCAAAGGGUUACGGCUUCUGUGAAUUUGAAGACCCAGAGACGGCCGCAUCCGCUGUGCGAAAUCUGAACGGCGCAUCAGUUGGCGGUCGGCAGCUAAGAAUAGACUUCGCAGAUCAAGAUCCAAAGAUUGAAAAGGCAAGAGAAAGUGCGUUGGCGAUGCAGCAAGGCGGUGCGGUGCCACCAGGAGCUGGACCAGGGCCACAACGCCAGUGGGGCUCCCCUCAGGGCCCACCGGGCCCAGCAGGUGGAGUGCUGCCAUUGAAUUUGCCUCAAGGACUCCCUUUGCCUGCAGGUGUGGCCUCUACAGAUGCAAUCAGUCAGACGCUAGCAGCGAUACCGCCCCACCAGCUGCUCGACAUCCUCGGACAGAUGCGGUCGUUUGUCACAACCUCCCCAGAGCAAGCAAAGCACCUACUGCAAUCAUAUCCACAGCUCGCAUAUGCGCUCUUUCAGGCCAUGCUCAUGAUGAACGUUCGAAUGAUGACCGCAUCCACGCAACAGCCGACAGCACCAGAUGUGGCCAUGCCACCUCAAGCAAAUUAUGGUGUUCCCGGUUCCCAAGGACCGCCCCAUGGCCAAGCCUGGGGGCCGCAAGGUGCACAGAGAGUGGAUCCGAUGGCGGGAGCGCAAAGGGGGACGCCGCCUCCACCGCCAUUGCAACAGCACCAGCACCUAACCCAGCACCAGCAGCAGCAGCAACAGCAGCAACAACAACAACAACAACAACAACAACAACAACAACAACAACAGCAGCAGCAGCAACAGCAACAGCAACAGCAACAUCAACAGCAUGCGGCGACCAUGCGCCAACAGAAUGCUCCGGGGGGCAUGUAUGGUGGCUCCCAGCCGCCAAGUGGACCAGGAGGCUAUCCGCCAUAUAUGCAGGCGCGGCCGCCGACUGCUGCGCCAGCGCCACCGGCGGGGCCUGCGGCGGAUACAGCCGCUCUCGGAGACUCUCAAAGACAACUUCUGCAUCAGGUGCUCUCGCUGACACAGGCCCAAAUCGACGCGCUGCCUUCGGAUCAACGGGCCACCAUCAUGCAGCUCAGAGCUCAAUUUCGAGGGUAG
This is a messenger RNA of Tilletiaria anomala UBC 951, 1335 nucleotides long. RefSeq lists its product as uncharacterized. Gene Ontology annotation, molecular function: mRNA binding. NCBI's taxonomy places the organism in Eukaryota, Fungi, Basidiomycota, Exobasidiomycetes, Georgefischeriales, Tilletiariaceae. The record is from RefSeq and is a predicted model, not a curated record. The transcript is spliced from 7 exons. Gene Ontology annotation, cellular component: mRNA cleavage and polyadenylation specificity factor complex. The coding region runs from base 127 to 1335 and encodes 402 amino acids.